This is a messenger RNA of Chinchilla lanigera (long-tailed chinchilla), 3138 nucleotides long. It is a transcript of the gene Syt12, whose product is annotated as synaptotagmin XII. Gene Ontology annotation, molecular function: calcium-dependent phospholipid binding; SNARE binding; phosphatidylserine binding. Gene Ontology annotation, biological process: regulation of calcium ion-dependent exocytosis; cellular response to calcium ion; calcium-ion regulated exocytosis. The record is from RefSeq and is a predicted model, not a curated record. NCBI's taxonomy places the organism in Eukaryota, Metazoa, Chordata, Mammalia, Rodentia, Chinchillidae.
CCCUGGCAGCGCCGCGUCGCUCUGGGGAGUGGAGAGCGCUCGGGAUUGUCACUUUAAAUUAAAGAGGUAGAGGGCGGGCGAGCGGGGGAGCGCGCGGCGGGCUCCUGGGAGCGUGCCCGGACUGCGGCGCAGCUCCUGUCCGCCGCCCCGGCCCGGAGAGCCCCCGACCCCCAGCACAGGGGGCACCAUGGCGGUGGACGUGGCAGAAUACCACCUGAGCGUCAUCAAGAGCCCCCCUGGUUGGGAGGUGGGUGUCUAUGCCGCAGGGGCCCUGGCACUGCUGGGAAUCGCAGCUGUGAGCCUAUGGAAGCUCUGGACAUCAGGAAGCUUCCCCAGCCCCUCCCCGUUCCCCAAUUAUGACUACAGGUACCUUCAGCAGAAGUACGGGGAGACCUACACGGAGGCCAGGCCGAAGAGAGCGCCUGCCUGGAAUGCCCCACGGGCCAGUGCUCGGGGGCCACCCAGCCGCAAAGGUAGCCUCAGCAUCGAGGACACCUUUGAGAGCAUCAGUGAGCUGGGGCCGCUGGAGCUGAUGGGCCGGGAGCUGGACCUGGCCCCCUACGGACCCCUCCGCAAGUCCCAGUCGGCCGACUCCCUGAACUCCAUCUCCUCCGUGAGCAACACCUUUGGGCAGGAUUUCACGCUGGGCCAGGUGGAGGUGAGCAUGGAGUAUGACGCCGCCUCCCACACCCUGCACGUGGCCGUGCUGCAGGGCAAGGACCUCCUAGAGCGCGAGGAGGCCAGCUUCGAGUCCUGCUUCAUGCGCGUCAGCCUGCUGCCCGACGAGCAGAUCGUGGGCAUUUCCCGGAUCCAGAGGAAUGCUUACUCCAUCUUCUUCGAUGAGAAGUUCUCCAUCCCGCUGGACCCCACAGCCCUGGAGGAGAAGAGCCUGCGGUUCUCCGUGUUUGGCAUCGACGAGGACGAGCGGAAUGUCAGCACGGGGGUGGUGGAGCUAAAGCUGUCUGUGCUCGACCUUCCGCUGCAGCCCUUCAGCGGCUGGCUCUACUUACAGGACCAGAACAAGGCUGCUGAUGCGGUGGGGGAGAUCCUGCUGUCCCUCAGCUACCUGCCCACAGCUGAGCGCCUCACUGUGGUUGUGGUGAAGGCCAAGAAUCUCAUCUGGACCAAUGACAAGACCACAGCUGAUCCCUUCGUCAAGGUGUACCUGCUGCAGGAUGGGAGGAAGAUGAGCAAAAAGAAGACAGCAGUGAAGAGAGAUGACCCCAACCCAGUGUUCAAUGAAGCCAUGAUCUUCUCAGUGCCAGCCAUUGUGCUCCAGGACCUGUCUCUCCGUGUGACAGUAGCUGAGAGCAGCAGCGAUGGCCGCGGGGACAACGUGGGCCACGUCAUCAUUGGGCCAUCGGCGAGCGGCAUGGGUACCACGCACUGGAAUCAGAUGCUGGCCACGCUGCGCAGGCCCGUGUCCAUGUGGCACGCUGUUCGGCGAAACUAGCAGCCAGAGCAGGCCAGGUGGGCAGCAGAGCCGCUGGGGCCUGGCACACACUCACUCAGCUCUAUCUGAAGCCCUCUUCAUAGCCCAGCUGGAGCUGGGACCACUGGGGUCCCCAUCAGUCACCUUGGACCCUCUGUCCAGACUACAGUGGAGGAGCAGGUGGACCUCUACAUCGAGGAGGCCAGGGUUUUCUCCCACUGAGGACCAGCUCUAGCUCUAGCUGGGCCAGGACCCAUGGAGGGCAGAGGAUGCUGGCCACUUGCGUACCAUCUGGAGUUCCUCACGUGGUUCGCCCCUUGAUCUGCAGGAAGACCUGGCUCCCAGAGCUGGCAAGCUCCCCGACCCCCCUCCUCCUGGGAGGCCAGCUGCCAGGCUGGGCCACGACCAGAACAGGCAACUCUUGGGGGCCAGCACUGUGCUAGGCACUGGCAGGCGUCUCAUGAACAAAACAAAGCCCCCAGCUUACCAGGAAGUCAGGAUCCCACCGCCCAAGGGAGAUGCUCCGUGGACGGUCCAGCCGUGCAGACUCAGGGUGUGCUGUAGGAGCUGGGGGACAGGCAGGGCCCCAUGGACAGGAAGGAGCUGUGCUCUGCAAGGUGGGGAAGGAACCAGGUCCUAGGCAGGGGCACAGCUCAAGGAGUGACAGAAACAUGGACUUUUGAACUUUCCUGACACAAGCACAGAGAAGAGACCAAGAGACCAGAGUCAAGCAGAAGGCUGGAGGCCACAUCGGGGCUCUAGGGUUACUGUCCGUGAAAUAUUCGCCUGGAACAUCAGCCAUCACAAAAACCAGAAGCUCAGGGGCCAAGAGCAAGGUCUUUGCACAGGGUCAGUACAAAAUCAGCCCUGGUUCCACCAGCUGACCAGGCUCUGCUGGGAAGAGAUGCCUCCGACAGACCUGGUUGCAACCCACCCCCAGGAUAUUGGGCAUCUUGGGUCAAGUUCCCUAAAACUGUGGCUUCAGCAGAUGGUUAGCCUCAGCCUAAAGACAAUAGAGAGCUCUGGAGGGGCAAAUGGCACCCCAGGGGUCCUGCCCAGAAGCAAAGGGGCUGGGCUGGUACAUCAGUCGUUGGCUUCUGCCCCUGCUCCUGGUGGAGUGAGGGUGUCGUACUCUUGCACGUGUCCCCAGAUGAGGAGCAGCUGUCAUCUACCAAAGACAGACCCAGAGAAGCAGCAGCUUCCUGCUCUUUACUGAAGGAGGGGGCACCUUCAGGGAUAAAGGGAUGGAGUGGGCAGGGAUGGGAUGUACAGCAGCAGUGUCUGCUCUGCAAGGCCACCCACAGGUAAAAGGGGGACUCUCAGGCUGGCUGUGCUAUUCCUUAGCUCUGGUGAGCUAUGGAGACCCAGAUCCAAGCAGCUGUCACCAAUGACACGGUGAGAGAUGGCUUGAACAGGUGUCCAGAGGGUUGUGGGACUGGAGCAGGACCCCGUGACACAACCAGAAAGUCAGCAUAGGGCCGCGCAUGGCUGGUGAGCCCUCGCAGCCCAGGAGACCCCAGAUCCUUCUGAACCUCAGGGCCUUGCAGGGCAGGCCAUGUCCUCCUCCCUCCUCUUCCUCUCUCCCUCCCUUGAACUGCAUGAAAUGGUGACCGCGGAGCCAGGGUGGCUGUGGUGGGGAUGAGAAUGCUGACUGGAAUGAUUCUAGAACCAAAUAAAGCUGGGGCAGGAAGGGGGCUUCGAGAGCA